GUUGUGCGGUGCAGUGCGCUGAGCUGAGAACCGUUUAGGCGCACGAAUAGUACCUCUGUGCCGCCAUCGGAACGCCCUUUCGCAAAGAUACCGGCAUCCCCCGUAGAGUCUGGGAUUGCUUGUGCCUGCCGCACAGUUUCCACUGCCCCCGACACCCUGCACAGAAAACACGUAUCCAGGCGUAUCCCUCUGCCCCGUGCUUCGACAGCUGUCUGUUACACUUGGCCCCUCCCCCUCCUCCGCUAUCGUCAGACAUCAGGGUACCGCAGGUAGGACCCUUCCUUCUGCCUCGACAUAUGCACACGGCCGCACAGCACUACUGAUACAAGAGCUGCACACACACAGCACUCCACUAUGAACAACCAUUCCCGCUCGUCUCGGAUGGCCUCCGGCGACAGGCCCGACGCUGGACACCACGCCAGAGUGAGCAGCGGCGCCAGCAGGAGCAGCCCCGGCGGCAGCCCCACUACAGCAGCAGCAGCAGUACCGGCCCCAAGCAGACACACAGACUCGAGGUUGAACACCAGCGUGAACGCCAGCAGCAGCGCUUCCGCCCCGACAAACAUCAGCCCGUUGUCCCCCUCCGUCACCGUCGACGCUCUGCACCAGUCUCCGUCCACGACCGCUCCGCCUGACGCCCCCACCAAGUUUCUCCCCGUGGAGAACUCCAUCAUCAGCGUCAUCUUCGCCAGAAUAGACCUGCUUCUCCCGUACAUCUCAGGAUACUCGGUCCCGCAGGUCUUGGCCGAACCAUGCUACAUACAGGCCAAGGCACACUUGUUGAAAUUGACAGUCUCCUCAAACUACUUGCGGGACAUCCUCUCAUGCGUGUACAACCUCCUUCUCCAGGUGUUGGAAAAGGACCCCGGAAAGUCGCAGUACGACAGAAGUACAAAUACCUUAAACUCCAUUUACAUAAUGUUAACGCUCCUGGCUAACAUAAUCAACAACUUGAAGGCGCACGAGAACUUGGACCACUCCGCAACAGACAUUUUCAAAUCCCUGGGCCUCAAAAUCACCUCCUUCACCUUGGAGGACUCCCACUUAACCUCCAGCCCCGUUUAUGCAAUCGACGUCGCCCUGGCGACCAAGCUCUUGAGACUGUUGAUAACUUUGAAAAGUGACCAUGAUUGCUUGGCAACUUUGUUUUCAAUCACAGAUUACCCAAACUCGAGUGUCUCCUCAAGUAAUACCGCAUCCGCCAAUUCGAGUACGAACGCCAAUGUAAAUACACACUCGAUAUUGAACUCCCCUCCUUCUUUGCAGCGGCCGGCAUCCCUCCAUGGUAACAUCAUUUCCUCCUCAUCUUCUUCGUCAUCUUCCUCCUCCAUCCCAACUUCUCCACCGGCUCACCCACAAUCAAACUCGUUCUCUUUUGCGUCGUCUUCUUCUUCCAAUACUGCUAACACGACCACCUCCUCUUCUUCUCAUUCGGCUUCAAGCGACAGCCGCAUCAGUCCCUCUAUGGUCGAGGAUCACAACGAGGUUACUAAAUUAUUGAAGAAGUUUCAAAUUCUGGAGAAUUCGGAAUUGAUUUCAAAUAUUGACAAAAAAAUAUUCUCAGUUUUUCAUUAUAUCGCUGCGUCUAAUCCUAAUGAAUACCUAGAAUUUAUGAAGAUGCUUUUCAGAAGAAUCCCAUUGGAAAACCUAUAUAUCAGGGGAUCGCAUGUGAUACAGUUUGCCUUCAUCUCAUCAAAAAAUUUCAAUGGUCAUAUCCAGUUCAUUCGUGAUUUGUUGUAUAUAACAAGAAAGAACUCUCAGAAAAGUCUAUAUUUACAUUAUUUCUCAAAGGCUAUUUUGAGUUGGGCAAUGAACCGUUCAGAAGAUUUUUUGAAAGUGGUGGAUACUUCAACUUGUUCCAAAAAUGCUGAAGUCUUGUUUGAUACCCUCUAUCGACAGCUCGAUCCAAAGUACUGUCCAAAAGUUUAUUACAGUAUCUUAAGUUGUCUGUUUUUGUUUCAACCAAAACAAUUGAAUAAAUACAUAAGUGAUAAGUCAAACAAAUCAACAACUCAAGCAUUAAAGAGAUCAAUCACGAACGUGACAAAAUUGAACUCAAGCAGGCAGAAGUUUUUAGCAGAUUUUGUCCUUUUAGUUAAUAGAUCUCCAGAAUUGGCUGAACCAUUGAUAUCUUUUCUUUUGGUUGGCUGCUCCGUCGGUACUUACAACAAAACACAUGCUCUAUAUAACUUUGCUGUGUUCAUGAAAGAUCCAUUGACUUUACAGGUGAACAUGGAAUCUCCUGACGGCACUUACAGCCAAUAUCCAACCACAAAUAACGUUCCUCCUACAAUCUCAUACUCCGCAAACAGUUCAAUGACUUCUACUGACUCUAAUAAAUAUGGUUAUCUUCUUGAUUGCAGCAUUCAUGGCUCUAAUGUAAUUCAAGAUUUAAAGGUUGGAAUCCUUGCAGUUUCUUUAAUCGUGAACUCGUACAUUUUACCGGAUAAAAUCUUGGGCGCUUUAAAAUCUGAAAAAUCUGCAAUGGGUUCAAUGGCCCUGUUCACUGGUGCAUUCCGCUUAUUGAUUGGUAUUCCUUCAUUGAAUGAAUUGACCUUCAGAUUUGUCCAAGACCUAUCUCCAACUUUGCUCAAAGUACUCUCCAUUUUGUGUGAAGCUCUCACUAAUCCAAAGAAAGAUCUCUUGAAUGAUAAUAUUAACGACUCUUUGAACCUACAACUGUCAUCAAUGAAUAUUUCACCAAUAUCUCCUUCAUCAAACAGAACUUCUUCUUUUUCCUCAGCAGACGUUGUCAGAACCUCUUCCACAAGAAGUAAAUCCUCUUCAAAGAAAAUAAGAAUCUCAUCAGCUACUCCAACUUCUCCUCCUCCAAAUGUUCCCUCGAACUUUUUUAGAGCAUCACCUUUACGAUUGAAUUAUGAUGACAGCCGACUGGAUAAUUAUUCCAUUUAUUCUUCUGAGAGUACAAAAAGUUUGGAUUCAGAAUCACAUUUAGCGCAUAUGAAUGCUGCAACUGGAACAUAUGAGCUUAAAGAAAACAUUGAUCCGUCUGCUUUGAAAAGACAUAUCAUGCAAUGUAAUCCAUCAUUAUUGAAAGAAAAUGUUAUAAAUCUCCUGAUGGUUUAUAGUUCAUAUCCAUUCUUAUGCUAUGUCGAUGUUGAAUCUGAAAAUAAAGCGAGCCAAGAUUUCUAUUUGAGCUUUGAAAAAUCUUUCAAACGCUUUAUCGAAAAAGUUGCCAGAUUAUUAUACUUGGAUGAUGAUGACAUUUUUAAAGCUACAGAAUCAUAUCUGUUAAGCUUUUGCCUAACCGUUAGCACCGUUCACCCUCAGAAAGUUUUUUUGGCAUACAUCGCUACUGCAAUCUUAAUCGAUUCUGUAUCUCAAGUCGGUAUCUCAUUAUCGCUCAGUAAUGAGAAAAGAAAUAGAAUCAUCAAGCUUAUCUUCAAUCUGUUGGAGACAAGGGCAGAGCACACUGAUUUCAAUGUUCUGUUCAAUAAUAGUGAAAUGAUCAGACCAUUCCACUUGAGUGGCUCUUGUAAGAGGAUGGUGAAACAUUUUGAACGUGUUAUUUACAUUGGUCUAUUUUCAAGCAACAUCGAGACGAUCAGAGCUUCAAAGCGCUUAUUACAAUAUUAUGUGUUUGUAAUAACAAAUAAACACCAUUUACCGUCAUGUUUUGAUGGGGCAAAUCUUGAUCUUGCCAACAGUAUUCUUGAUGAUAAAAUGGCAUUUGGCCUAGUAACCAUCAGGAGGAAAAUGAGAGAUCGGUUAUGUCAUAUCAAAAAGCCAACUGAAACUCUACUUAGUGUCUGGUCACUUAUGUAUGAAAAGGUUGCUUCCGUCUAUGAUUAUGAGAGCGGGCCUAACAUCAAUUCUAGUAUGGCCGAAUUGGACGAUUUCUUCUCGAGCCAUCAUGUUAUAAGUGAGAUUGAGAUUUACAGCGAAUAUCUUGCAUCUUUAGGUGGGAUUAUUCUCUCUGAUGAUUUUGCUGAUGAUUUACGUCAGCCUUUGUUGAAGGUGAGUUUAGAAAAGUUUUUGGGGAAUAAAGUCAUCAGUUUGUUCAGCAAAGAUAUUGAAAAAAGAGAGCACUCGAGAGAAAUUUUGAGUGUCUCAGUUCAUCCCUACUUAUGCGAAUCACUGUUACAUUAUAUCAAGUUAGUUCUACCACGUUUCAAAAAUAAUUUAGACAAAGGCGAGUAUAAUGUAUGUGAGUUAUUUUUGAGUGUAUUAAGAUCAAUUUGUCAGAUUGAAAAUGAAUCUUUGUUUCCCCACACACCUGAACUAUGGGAUAUCAAUUUCACAUUACUAAAGAUGUUAAAUCUUGAAAACAACACACCUAGCUUUUUACGAUUGAAGCUUAAAUUUUGCAAAUUACAAGCUUUAUUUUUAAGUAAGCUGGAAGAGUUGGCUUUGAAUGGUAAUAUUAUAAACAAAAAUGAAUAUGCAAGAGUGGCUGCAGAUUAUCUUGAGUUCUCUUCUAUACCAGAGCGUGAAACGGAUCUGUCAAGAAAGAAAGUAUUGUCCUUUGCUUCAUCUAGGACCGAUAUGUCGUCGGCAAACAAAAAAAUGUCUAAUAAGUUGAUAGAAUUCAAAGAGUCUGAGUUGAAAGAUCUUCAUAUGGACAUCAAAGUGGAAGUUUCAAUCAUGUUAAAGCAGAUUUUUUAUCGAUUGCCACUUGACACUCCAAGAAAACAUGGCGGUGCAGAAGAAGAUAGAAGUGCUGAAAAUGUCGUUUUUUCAAAUUACUUCAACCUAUUCGUUAGGCUACUAGAAAAACUCGAUGAGGUAAAGAAUGAAGAGGAUAACUACACCCCAAUUGCUCAUAGGACUUCCAGUAUCAUAAAAGAAAUCAUACAGGCAUUGAUAAACUUACUUAAUUCUAAUUCUAAUAUUGGCUUAAGGUAUUCAUUACCCUUAGGUUAUCAUACCGAUGAUCUCAUCAGGGUUUCGUUUAUCGACGUUUUCUCAAACAUUAUUAAAGAAAUAUACUGCAGUUUUGAAAAGAAAGUUUCAGUUGCAACAUUGUAUGACCAAGGUUGUGCAAUUUUCACUUCUGAUUUUGAUUUGUUCUUGGCGGCAGCAUCAUGCUGCCCAAAGUCUGAAAUAGAAGCUUACGCUUCUUCUAUAUUGGAGCUUCCGGUCAAUGAGAAACAGAGGUUGAAAUUACUGCUGUCAUUAAUCAGAUUUGAUGUUUUGCAGACUUCAGAUAAAAAUGAGAUCUUAAGAUCGAAUACGGUCGGUACAAGAGUCAUAGCGUUAUAUUCCCGUGACCACGCAACUGAUUACAUGAAGAGUAUCUUCGAACCUAUUUUUCACGAAAUGAUUGAGAAAAAGGAAUAUUUUGAGGUUGAGAAGGCUGGAAACCAAACAGAGGAAGAGAAAGCAGUGAACAUAAAAUUAUUUUUCAAAUAUUUGAAUAUAAUAGCCACUGCUUUCGAUGAUUCUAUAAAUGAAAUGCCUAUCGGUAUCAGACUCAUUGCAAAGGUCAUUUUUGAUGCUACUACAGAGGUUUUACCUGAAAUCAAAUUUACAUCUCUCAAUGCUUAUUUGUUUUUAAGGCUAAUCAACCCGACAAUUGUCUCUCCUGAGCACGUUGAGAUUGUUGAUUGUACAGAUCCAUUGUUCAAAAGAUCUCUUAUGCAAUUAGCUAGAGUCAUUCAGACGAUAGUGAACGAAGCACCCGUCAGGCUGCCGUUGUUGGAAGGAAAGUCUGAAGAUUUAUUUUAUGCCAAACAAAAGUUCUUUUUUUUUAUGAAACAAGUUGUUAAUUUCAACAUAGAAGAAGCAUUCGGCAAGAUCGAUCCUGCAGAAGAAAUAAGUGUUGAAUCUUUCAAAAAGUUGGAGAGACAAGAUUCUUGUGCUUACUUACAUGGAUUCUUUUACGAUAAUUGGCUAGAAAUUAGAAAGAUUUACUGUUCUGAAUCAUUUGGCUAUGGAAUAUCAAAGCAAGAGAAGUUCAAAACAGUUAGAGAAAUUGAUCGUAUCUUAUCAAACAUUGGAUUACCAAAAAGGCUCAAAGGGUAUGAAAUUCCUGAAAGUGUUAAAGAUGAUAAAUCCUCAAAAGGUAUAUUGCUCUAUGAUUUUAUGUCCAGGGCCUCAUUGGCUUUGGAAGAAGUUCCCUUCAUAAAGGUACUGGUUACCAAGGAUGGUUUACCAUUGGUGUGUGUCAACACAUUGGAAUUUCCUGAAGAUUUAACUUCAGAAGUUUAUGUUUACAAUUUGCUGCAAACAUUAGGCAAAUUCUGGGACGCACCUUUUUGUGUCUUGAUUGACUUGACUGCUUUCAGCAAAUUUGAAGUUUUUGAGCAAGCUAGAGAACUGCUUAAAGCAAUAAUGUCAUCUCAAUACAAAGCUAACUGUAAAAGAAUAUACUAUGUCAACAUGUCUCCAGCGUUUUUUCAGCGGCUUAAGAAUUUUGAUCAGCAUUUUGUCAAUGAAGAGGAGCUAGUAAAUCCUGACUUCAUUUUCCUUUCGACGAAUGAUGAUGCUAAAGUCUUCAACAGAAAUAAGAUAAUUGGUUACACGAACGCUAUUUCUAAUGAUAGCAGAGUCACUUUUCAAGAUGUGAGCAUUUAUCAAGAAGAGAGUAAAAGGUUUAUACCAGUCAAAUUGAAGAUAGGUUACCAUUUUUUGCAAAUCUACUCAGCUUUACCUCAAAGACUUAAAAUUCGGAAUAAAAUGCACAUUAUUAAUUUAGUAGAUUGUUUCAAGAUCAGCGAGUUGAAGGAUAUAUCAUUGACUGCUUUGACUGGUAUUGCUAACGAAAUUUCAAUGCUCGACAUGGAAACGAACAAAAGACUCAUCCUCACUUCAACCAAGAAAAUUGAAAUCAUGCGUACAAUGUAUUUUUCAAGAGCAAUUAUGAACAACAAUAGCUACACAGAUGACGAUUAUGGUGUUGCAUCCAACCCUAAAUUUACAGUAGGCCAGCUAUUGAACAUUUCACUUGCCGGCUUACUCUCAAAAUCGGCUGAAAUCAGAACUGCCUCUUAUGCUCUUUUAGCUUCUGUCCAACAAUCAGUUGGUUUACAAACAGGUAAAUCCAUUGAUAGUAUUGAAGGGGUCGUUUUUCCCUACGGUAAUAUCGAUUAUGUUUGCUCUGUUUCUGCUAGAAUUGCCGAAAACCAUCCCGAUCUAACUUACGCGUUUAUUUACGGAUUUUUUGGUGCAUAUAACAGCUUGGGAGAGGAAGAUAAAAAUUCGUUAGUUCUGUGUGUGUCCCCCUGGGUGAAGAAUAUUUAUCGCUAUGUUUACCUGUCAAACUCUUUGAUGGGACCAGGGAGGGCUCGUGAUAUAAUCAGAAAAUGUGUUAGAAGCAGCAGAAAGCAGAAACAUUUUCAGGUGUUUUCAUUAUUCAUUUGGCCACAACUAUCAUUGGAAGAUGGAUUGAUUAACAUAAUUAUCGAUGAGAUUGUUGCUGCCUCUAUAGAUCAUGAAGCUGAAGGAAAUGAUUGGCAAAGAAUUACCAAAUACUGGCCCUUACGGUCUUCGAUUGAGAUCUGUAGUGUCAUUAUCAAAAGGAUGAAGUAUAAAUCCUACAAUAUGCCUCUUAAUGAAUCUGAAAUAGAGGCACACACUAGAUGGAUUGAAACUACAGUGUUGGCUAGAUUUUUAUCAUAUUUGAUUUUUGAUUCAUUGUUAUUCGUGGACAGAUAUAUUAGUGACAUUUUCUAUAUUGUCACGAUUUAUAUGGACCAUGGCCCAUUGGAGUUGAGACGUUCUUUGAUACAUUUAUUAGCGAGAACCUUUCACUCCUAUCUCUCAAAGCCAACUUUAACUGAUGAGCAGCAUUCUUUGAUUAGAAACCAAAUUGAACUUUUGAAUGGACCAAGAUUCAGAAUGCUGUUUGGUUUAACUAGAGAUGAUGAUGAUGUGUUCAGGCAUAACAGGAUGCUUGGAACGGAUGUAUCUAGCAAAGCCAAUGCAAUCACUACACUUUGUGACUUGUUGACUUCAUUUUUACAAAAUUAUUUGGAUUCUGAAGAAUAUGAAUUACAGAUGAUCAGAUGGAACUCAUCUGUAUAUAAGCUUUCAUUUGAUGAUGAUGCACAACUCCAAUCGAGAGCUAUUUUGAUUAUGGGAUCAUUAACAAAACAAGGUAUUUCCAAUGUACUUGUUUUGAAAUUCAUUUCUUUGGUUAGGACCAAAGCAUUAAACAUCAUGUCCUCAGGAAAGACUGAUUUACAUAACUUGAAGCUAAUAAUAUGUACACUACAUGCAUUUGGCAAAGCUAUUGUUGGAAUUAGUGAGAACUCAAUAUUUCAUCCGGUAAUUUUUUGGUUUCAUGUGAAUGUUCUUCUCUCAAACGAUGUGAGCUAUUUCAGAUAUGGAACAGAUUAUCUUGCCGCUACAUUAAACAAUAUAAGCGUAUAUCUUGAAGAUAAGGACAUUACUCUGGUUGAUUAUCUAUUCGAGCAUAAGAAACUUUUAGGAAAUAUGUUUGAUAGAGCAGAAGAAGAAUUCGAUUUUAAAUUAACCAGGCAGAACUUUGAUGUUGUGUUGGCAUUAAUUAGUUGCAAAGGGUUAGAAUCUCCUUUUGCUUACAAAUAUGCUACAAAUACAAUGAAAGUUUUAUUGAAAAUCAGAUACCAAGAAUACAUGAGGAAACCAUUUGAUAAAUACAACGAAUUCAACUGUUAUUUAUUUUUCAUCUUUUUGACAUCUGGAAGCAAUGAAGAGAUGAUUUCGGCUGUUGAAGAAUGUGGAAUGGGAGAUAUUGAGUACAUUACAAGUGUUAACAACUGUAAGAUUCCAAAAAUCUUAAUUGAUUGGUUUAGUGACCUUACAUUGAACGUUUACACCACAUGUUUGGGUGCUGCCAAUUAUUUCAUGAAGCAAAAGCUAGACGAACUAGCAUCCACCAGGGUAAUCUCACUUUAUGUUGAAAUUUUCCGGAAUGAUCCAAAGAUAAUUCUAAAAAUGUUUAAACGAGUUGAAGGAGUACUGAAUAAGUUUAUUGCAUCAUCAUCAACUCCUAACCUUUUGGAGACUGUUUUGGAUAUGUUGGUGACAUUGAUGAAUAACCCUGAAUAUGUAAGUUAUCAGCUAGAUGAAAAAGGGUGGAUGAAUAAACUGGAAGAGAACGAUGUUAGAGGGAUAACCAAUUUUACCUUUGAUGUUAAUAACUCACUUUUUGAAACAUCAGCUUACAAACUCACGGAUACAAACAAGAGAAGGCUGAAUAUCGCAGAUGCGCUGUUGGAGAAGAUUAUGGAAGUUUAUAAAGAUGAAAGUGAUAGUUACGCUUGACAUCACCUACCUCUGCAAAGAUGUACGUAUGAAUAAAGAUGUCUAUAUUUAUGGAAAGAUGACUAGUACAGUUGUAUAAAAGUAUUUAUUAACGAAUUGAAAAGAAAUU
Molecule: messenger RNA, 9319 nt
Organism: Pichia membranifaciens NRRL Y-2026
Lineage: Eukaryota; Fungi; Ascomycota; Pichiomycetes; Pichiales; Pichiaceae
Exons: 1
Coding region: 355-9210 (2951 amino acids)
Biological process (GO): regulation of GTPase activity
Source: RefSeq, a predicted model, not a curated record